AUGGGAAGAGCUCCAUGCUGUGACAAAGCCAACGUGAAGAAAGGGCCAUGGUCGCCUGAAGAAGAUGCCAAGCUCAAGUCUUAUAUCCAACAACACGGCACCGGCGGCAACUGGAUCACCCUUCCCCAGAAAAUAGGGCUCAAGAGAUGUGGAAAAAGUUGCCGCCUCCGGUGGCUGAAUUAUCUCCGCCCCAACAUCAAGCAUGGUGAGUUUACUGAGGAAGAAGACAACAUCAUCUGCACCCUCUACAUAACCAUUGGAAGCAGGUGGUCCAUCAUAGCGGCGCAGCUGCCGGGAAGAACAGACAAUGAUAUCAAGAACUACUGGAACACAAAACUGAAGAAAAAGCUACUAGGCACCAAGCUGCAACCACCGCCGCCGCCGUUGCCGUUCCCGCCGCCUGCAGAUUUGUAUUCUUUGCCGCAGCAAACAGUGCCCCUUCCCACACAUUAUUCACACAUUCAUAACCAACCACCAUUAUCGUCUCUAAGCUGCAGUAGCACCAAGUUUCACUGCCCUGCAGAUGAUCUUCAACCACACGAAGAAAACCCCAUUAUUGCUGCUGCAAACACCGCCUUUUCAUCUGCAUCCAUUUUCUCCAUGGCCGCCACCAAUAAUUCCCAGGGAUUUAACAGCUUUCCCAUCGACCUAGCAGACGACAACCUAUUCUAUGGAUAUGAUCAGACUCAAGAAAGCUAUAGCUAUUCAAUGGAUCUCCACCAAGAAAUGGCUCCGCCCAACAUUCUUCAAGGGCCAACCUACCUUAUUUAGAUCAUUAAUAUAAUAAUCUUUGUGUUUUUGUCAAUAAUUAAUGUUAAACUACUAGUUCUU
Messenger RNA from Ipomoea nil (Japanese morning glory), 831 nucleotides. RefSeq names its product transcription factor RAX1-like. Lineage: Eukaryota; Viridiplantae; Streptophyta; Magnoliopsida; Solanales; Convolvulaceae. The record is from RefSeq and is a predicted model, not a curated record. The coding region runs from base 1 to 771 and encodes 256 amino acids. The transcript has 3 exons.